Molecule: messenger RNA, 903 nt
Organism: Ostreobium quekettii
Lineage: Eukaryota; Viridiplantae; Chlorophyta; Ulvophyceae; Bryopsidales; Ostreobiaceae
Source: the annotation of a GenBank genome assembly
AUGUGCAAGGCUUGCAGCGUGUUUGUGGCUGUUGUGGAUGACGCUCUCCAAGAUGAGAGGGUUGACGAAUGGCUGAUCAAUCUCGUGGAGCAGCGCAUAUGCCCCCACCUUCCACAGAGCCUUCAAGAGGAGUGUGUGGAGAAGGCCCCAACGUUUGUGCCGGCCAUCAUCAAGUGGGUGGAAGCGAUUUCCAACACAGCCCUGUGCACAGAGAUCAACGUUUGCGGGCCAGCAGGGCUGGACAAUGUGGUGGUGGAGGUGGGACAGGAUGAGGACUAUGAAUGCACUGUGUGCAAGAAUUUGACAGCGAUUGUGAAGAAGGAGGCUGGGAGGGUGCAGCCUGAUACGCUGAUCGCCAAGAUCGAGCAGCUGAAAGAGCAAUGCGAAGAACUGCAAGAUGAGCAGAUGCAGGACCGGUGCAAGCAGCUCGUUGAUAAGUAUGGCUACCUGCUGGUGUAUUUCAUCGAGAGGGAAAAGGAUGGGGAUGUAGAGAAGACGUGCUCUGACCUGCGACUGUGCCCAGCACCAAACAAUCUACCUGUGGUCGAUCCCAUCCCAGCACGGCUCGUGCAGAAAAUGGUGGCCUAUGGAGCUUCCAAUGAUGCAGACAAGUGCCAGCAGUGCAAGGACAAGGCUCAAGAUGCUCUUGAGGAUCUUGGCAACCCUGACACUCAGAAGGAUGUGGCAUCGUACUUGUCAAGACCUUGCGCCUGGGUUCCGGUCUACUCUGCACAGUGUUAUGCGGCUUUUGGCAACUACACCGUUGAGGCAAUGAAUGCCAUUGCCUCUGGCCUUACUGCAGAAGAGGUUUGCACCAACUUGGCGUACUGUGGAGAUCAGGAAGACACCACGCACGUGUUGCACACCAAGGAGGAAGUUGUCAAGCCAGUGUAUGUCUACUGA